CAACAACCAGGUGCUCGAAGACGCCACCUAGUAGAGAAACAGAGCAAGUAUAAACAAACGGUUUGUGUGUCUUAUGGUCUCUGUGGUCCGUAGUUGACUCGUCAAGCUAUUUCAGCCAUGAGUUCCGAGCUGCCGAAACCGCACUACUCCACCCCAUCCAACAACUACUUGUCGGGGGACUGGAAGUCGCACGUGUGGAUGGGCCAGCAGUAUUACGUCCCCUCGGAGCGAGACUGGAUCAAGUACCAUGACUACCGCUCCCUGCCCCGGGAAACACGGAGAGACGCCAUAGACAUGCAGUCCGAAGACCAGUGGGUCGCCUUUACACGUCAGAGAGAUACUCCCGGGGGAUAUCUCCACAAGGAUGUUGGUUUGAAGCAGUCCGGUGUUCCUGCUCUCAGACUUUCAGGCUACACACGCAACCUCCCCUCCAUGCCACACAGGGACAUCUUCCAAGACCCCUGGCCCAAAGCUGACCAGUGGGUCCCCCCUGCACGUGCAGGAAGGGGUGACUAUUAUGGCUACUACCACGAGGCCAUCGACACCGAGCGAGAGCGCAGGAAGAAGGAAUACCCCACGAGCAUGCGCAUUGAACCCCGAGAUGUCCCGAAACUUGUGUAAAAGAUUCAGGAAGACCAAUUAUUGCAGAUUGUGUAUACCUAUCUACGACAAUAAUAAAAACGGAGAGAAUAAUGACGACUCCACAUGGUGCCCACCCCACUCCGGGCAGUCACUUGUUUCAGUGUGUCCAUGUUUGUUACAAUCCGAGCAUAUCCCAAGAAAAUGAAGAUUUGAAGGUUGAUUUGUUUAUAUGUGUGUUUUAUCGAACGUGUAUGUUAUGAAAUACAUUAGUUCAAAUAUCA
This is a messenger RNA of Haliotis rufescens (red abalone), 863 nucleotides long. RefSeq lists its product as uncharacterized. The transcript is spliced from 3 exons. NCBI's taxonomy places the organism in Eukaryota, Metazoa, Mollusca, Gastropoda, Lepetellida, Haliotidae. Bases 118 to 621 code for a protein of 167 amino acids. The record is from RefSeq and is a predicted model, not a curated record.